CUCACCCGUUUUGCAUUUUCAUGAGCCUGGGCUCUGAGGCGAUCGAUCCAUCCCUCAGCUCUCGCCACUCCUAGGAUCAGUUUUUUCUCGGUUUCAUGCGACGGCUCGAAUCCGGUUUCUCUCGCGCGACGUUAUUACGUUAUUUCCCGGUAGAAGGCAACAACGACAACGAUCCCUCAGAGAGCAACAGCAAUAACCCCAAGUCCAGAAUAUCAUGAAAUCAUGGCCGACACGGACCGCCCAGCGCGCCGGUACAAGUCUCCCUCCGAGCUCUCCCGCGAGCCCGACGGCGCCCCCUUCCCCCCCUCCUCCCCAUCCUCCCCAUCCUCCCCAACAUCCCCGACCCGCCACACGGCGCGCAUAACGUGCACGACGCACACCCACACGCCACCGCAGCGGACCAGCCCGUACCUGCCUACGCCGACCGAGCGGGCCGUGCUGGCCCUCUACCCGGCGGUGCUCGUCUUCGGCGCCCUCUUCUCACAGCUGUCGCCCGAGACCCGCGCGGCGCCCUACGACACGGCACGCCAGGCGCACGUGCAGGACCCGGCCCUGGCCCCCUCCUACUUUGCCCGCAAGGACAACCUGCUCAACGUGCUCUUCGUCAAGCGCGGCUGGGCCUGGAUCAGCGUCGCCUUCUGGGCCUUCCUGCUCACCCACCCGGCAGCGGGCCCCGGCGCGAAAACGAGGGCCAGGGCGGCCGUCCGCUGGGCCGCGGUCACGGCCUGGUGGGUGUUUGUGACGCAGUGGUUCUUCGGCCCCGCCCUCAUCGACCGCGGCUUCCGCUGGAGCGGGGGCAAGUGCGAGGUCGCCGAGGAGGUGGUGAGGCAGGGCGAGGCCGGGACCAAGGAAGUGGUCACCGCCGCCGCGUGCAAGGCCUCGGGAGGGAGCUGGCGGGGCGGGCACGACAUCAGCGGACACGUGUUCCUGUUGGUCCUGGGGAGCUUCUUUCUGAUGCAGGAGGCCGGGUGGGUCGUCGCGAGGUGGGCGCGGUGGUUGGGGGAGGAACGCUCUGUGGUGAUGCACGACGGGGCGGUGAAGGGCGCACUGGUGGAAGCGGACAACAGGAGGGACAGGCAAGAGGAGGUGGUGGUGCUGACGGCUUUGGAGGCGCUGGGCCGGGGAGGGACGCUGGUAGCCGUGGUGGUGGGGCUGUGCGGGUGGAUGCUGCUCAUGACGGCGAUUUAUUUCCACACGUGGUUUGAAAAGCUCACUGGACUGCUCGUUGCCCUGAUAGGGUUGUAUGUGACCUACAUCCUCCCGCGCUGGGUUCCCGCGCUGCGUGGCGUUGUUGGGUUGCCAGGGAUCUAGCGCCAUGAUAUAUAACGACUCGAAAGAAAGAGGUAGACCGAGACACAGAAAGGGCGAACUGAAUAAUAGGCAUCACAUCAUCCCUGCAUUUGUUUUCCUACACCUUUUGUUAGUUGCUCGGUCCACCCACAACUUCACAAUCUCACCCCUGUUCCUUUGCACAUGCUUGGCAGGG
Molecule: messenger RNA, 1486 nt
Organism: Thermothelomyces thermophilus ATCC 42464
Lineage: Eukaryota; Fungi; Ascomycota; Sordariomycetes; Sordariales; Chaetomiaceae
Exons: 2
Coding region: 223-1311 (362 amino acids)
Biological process (GO): phospholipid biosynthetic process; lipid droplet organization; lipid storage
Cellular component (GO): endoplasmic reticulum membrane
Source: RefSeq, a predicted model, not a curated record